AUGAAACAAAUACUUCAUCCUGCUUUGGAAACCACUGGUAAUUCAUGUACUAAUCAUUUUAAUACAGAUCCUUGUUCUAUUGGUUUUGUUUUCCCAGCAAUGACAUUAUUUCCCCUGCUACUGUUCCUGGUUGCUGGGCUGCUUCCAUCCUUUCCUGCAAAUGGAAGUGAGGAUCCCACUUUUACUGCUUUGUCAACCACCCAAACACAAGUGCAAAGGGAGAUUGUCAAUAAACACAAUGAACUGAGGAAAGCAGUCUCUCCACCUGCCAGCAACAUGCUAAAGAUGAAAUGGAACAAAGAGGCAGCAGCAAAUGCCCAAAAGUGGGCAAAUGGGUGCAGUUACAGACACAGUAACCCAAGUGAUCGAAAGACCAGUCUAAAAUGUGGUGAGAAUCUCUACAUGUCAAGUGCACCCAAUUCGUGGUCACAAGCAAUCCAAAGCUGGUUUGAUGAGCGUGAUGAUUUUGACUUUGGUGUAGGGCCAAAGACUCCCGAUGCAGUUGUUGGACAUUAUACACAGGUUGUUUGGUAUUCUUCACACCUCGUUGGAUGUGGAAGUGCCUAUUGUCCCAAUCAAAAAGUUCUAAAAUACUACUAUGUUUGCCACUAUUGUCCUCCUGGUAAUUGGGCUAACAGACUAAAUGUCCCUUAUGAGCAAGGAUCACCUUGUGCCAGUUGCCCAGGUUAUUGUGACGACGGACUAUGCACCAAUGUUUGCAAGUAUGAAGAUCUCUACAGUAACUGUGCAAGUUUGAAGGCCACAUUAACCUGUAAACAUCAAUUGGUCAGGGACAGUUGCAAGGCCUCCUGCAAUUGUACAAACAGCAUUUAUUAAAUACGUAUUACACACCAAGUAGGGCUACGUGGAGAGGAGUCAGAUUAUCUACUUAGAUUUGACAUCUACUCAGAUUCAACAUAUACUUGCUGAGAAAUUGUAGGCAUGUUUGAUACACAUUUGAUUCUACAUGUUUUUCUUCUGGAUCUGCUUUUUAUUCUACAAAAAUCUCUGUCAUACAUAGAGUUAAAAAAAGUAACAACAUCUAUAACAACUUUGGAUUUUUUUAUAUAUAAACUUUGUAAUUUAAAUUUACUGAAUUUAAUGAAGAUGAGGAUUUUGGAAGUUGUAUUCUCAUACAACUAAGUUCACUAAAAUCCUGGACUGAAAGUGAGAAUUAUGUUCCCAGAAGAAAAUUUACAAAAAGAACAGAAUAUAAUUUUCACAUGGAUCCUGGGCUGUUGUUGCCUUUCAUAGCUCCACUGUAUAGCUAAGCACCUUCAAAGAAGUGUUCUCAUAUGCUGUCUUAAUUCCUUUCACAUAUUCACCCUUCUUUCCAAUCAUCUGUCUGGCAUUCUCACAACUGAGUGGAAACUGUUUUUCCUAAAACAACCCUGACUUUUAUUUUGCCAAAAUCAAUACAAUCCUUUGGUUUUUUUAUCUGCAUAAAUUUUACAGAAUAUGAUCACACCUUCAUUUUUAAACCUCUCUUCUCUGUGACAAACCUUCCUUUAAAAAUAAUUCAAAAUAAUACAGAUAAAUACCCUCCACUCGAGUAGGUGGAACUCAGAUCCUCCCUUGUGAGCCUUCACUAAACUUGAUGACUCACUUCCAAAGAGUAGAGUGUGGAAAGGAAAACAUAGUAACUUUACAGCGGAGAAAAAUGGCAAAUGCCGACUUCACCAAGUGAUCAACAUUAACGUCACCAGUGACGCCAUGUGGAUUUGUUCUAUGUAAUCUUUCUAAAAAUUCAUAAUCCUAACAUAAUAAGUUAAAACAUCCAGCAAACUCAAAUUGAAAGAUAUUCUACAAAAUAUCCCUGAGGUAUUUUAGACUAUUCCUCAAAACUGUAAAAAUCAUCAAAAAUAAGGAAAUCCUGAGAAACAGUCACAGACCACAUGAGACUAAGGAGACGUGUGAGCCAAAUGCAAUGUUCCUUCUUGGAUCAGAUCCUGGAGCAGUAAAAGAUCAGUAAUAAUAAUAAAAAAAAAAAUGACGAAGUCUGAAUAGAAUCUGGAGUAUUUUUAACAAUAGUAUUGAUUUCUUAAUCUUGAACAAUAUAGCAGGGUAAUGUAACAUGAUGACAUUAGAGAAACUGAAACAGGGCAAGGGCUAUCUGGGAAUUCUCUGUACUCUUACCAACUUUUCAAUAAAUCUAAGAAAACAAUGCAAAAUAAAAAGUAUUUUGAAAAAAA
Saimiri boliviensis boliviensis (Bolivian squirrel monkey) is the source of this 2192-nucleotide messenger RNA. The record is from RefSeq and is a predicted model, not a curated record. NCBI's taxonomy places the organism in Eukaryota, Metazoa, Chordata, Mammalia, Primates, Cebidae.